Messenger RNA from Alternaria arbusti, 828 nucleotides. RefSeq lists its product as uncharacterized. Lineage: Eukaryota; Fungi; Ascomycota; Dothideomycetes; Pleosporales; Pleosporaceae. Bases 1 to 828 code for a protein of 275 amino acids. The transcript has 3 exons. The record is from RefSeq and is a predicted model, not a curated record.
AUGGUGGAACUUACACAUGGUAAAGCAGACACGGAAGAGACCCUCAAAGUCCAGGCGUCUCCUGACUUCGCAGAAAGCGCAGGAAGCAUUGCCUCGACUCCAUGGACAACACCCUGCUCUGAAGCUGCCAAGAUUAAGAAUUACAAACGACAGAAUAUUGGUUGUAAAGGAAGUAUGCUCGAACAACAGGAAGGCUACAUACAUCCUGCUCAAGGUGAGCGUGAAAGCGCUAUGCGCAGCACACUUGGUAAUGAUGUGGACAACAAUGAUUUCACUGCUGCAUUCAUCCUGAGGGAGAUGGCAAACAGCGACAUCACUGCUGAUCCUGAGAGCAUGGAUUUUGUGCAAAGACUCAUGAAUCCAUCCGCUUCUGGAGGGACUUUGGAGUCGACUAACUCGGCUAAGAAAGAGACCCCGCGCGAGAGUCCACCCCUUCGUCGUUCAACACGAAACAAGACUGCCGCUGCUCCUGGAGCUGGGAACUCAUCCUCAAAGAUCAUCGAAUCUGAGCAACCGACACCUGAGCCCUUGAAAUUGGAUGAGGGCGAAGGUUUCAUGCCAUCCGCGGAAAAUGACUUCAAAUUCAAGUACGACAGCGCUUCUGGACGUCGAGCGAAGGAGCUUGAUGCACUGCUGAACCCCCCGAGCCUUCCUAAGGCGUUUCCAGCUGAUUUUGCUGGUGAGAAGACUUUCCUCUCUAAAAGCUACAAGGCAACUGGUACUCGGCCGAAAAAGAAUGCUGCAGACGAUAGGGUCAAAGAAAUGGAACUCGAACAUGCGCGAGCGCAGCAGGACGUAGAUAUGGCUAUGGGGCAAGAGGAUAUGUAG